Messenger RNA from Grus americana (Whooping crane), 6004 nucleotides. RefSeq names its product EPH receptor B3 (gene EPHB3). The record is from RefSeq and is a predicted model, not a curated record. The coding region runs from base 98 to 3118 and encodes 1006 amino acids. Gene Ontology annotation, cellular component: plasma membrane; neuron projection. The transcript has 16 exons. Gene Ontology annotation, biological process: axon guidance; protein phosphorylation; cell surface receptor protein tyrosine kinase signaling pathway. NCBI's taxonomy places the organism in Eukaryota, Metazoa, Chordata, Aves, Gruiformes, Gruidae. Gene Ontology annotation, molecular function: protein binding; transmembrane-ephrin receptor activity; ATP binding.
GCGCCAGAGCGCGAGCGUGGCGCGGCGGCGAGAGGAGCCGCGCGUGGCGCCGAGCUCGGGACUGCCCGGCGGGGCCGCCCGCACCGCCCCCCCCGCCAUGGCCGCGGCCCGCCCGGGGGCCCCCCCGCCGCCGCCGCCGCUGCUCCCCCUCCUGCUGCUCCUGGUGCUCCCCGGCGGUCGCCGCGCUCUGGAGGAGACCCUGAUGGACACGAAGUGGGUGACCUCUGAGUUGGCAUGGACAACUCAUCCAGAGACAGGGUGGGAAGAAGUCAGCGGUUAUGAUGAGGCCAUGAACCCCAUCCGCACGUACCAGGUGUGCAACGUGCGGGAGGCCAACCAGAACAACUGGCUUCGCACCAAGUUCAUCCAGCGCCAGGACGUCCAGCGCGUCUACGUGGAGCUGAAAUUCACCGUGCGGGACUGCAACAGCAUCCCCAACAUCCCCGGCUCCUGCAAAGAGACCUUCAACCUCUUCUAUUAUGAGUCGGAUACCGAUUCUGCCUCUGCAAAUAGCCCUUUCUGGAUGGAGAACCCCUAUAUCAAAGUGGAUACAAUUGCCCCAGAUGAGAGCUUCUCCAAGCUGGAGUCUGGCCGCGUGAACACCAAGGUGCGCAGCUUUGGCCCUCUCUCCAAGAAUGGCUUUUACCUGGCCUUUCAGGACCUGGGAGCCUGUAUGUCCCUCAUCUCCGUCCGGGCUUUCUACAAGAAAUGCUCCAACACCAUUGCUGGCUUUGCAAUCUUCCCGGAGACUUUAACGGGGGCUGAGCCCACUUCUCUGGUCAUCGCACCGGGCACCUGCAUCCCAAACGCGGUGGAGGUGUCUGUACCCCUGAAGCUGUACUGUAACGGCGAUGGCGAGUGGAUGGUACCCGUGGGAGCCUGUACGUGUGCUGCCGGAUACGAGCCGACCAUGAAGGAUACCCAGUGCCAAGCGUGUGGCCCGGGAACCUUCAAGUCUAAGCAGGGGGAAGGUCCGUGCUCUCCCUGCCCUCCCAACAGCCGGACCACCUCCGGAGCAGCAACAGUCUGCACGUGUCGAAACGGCUUUUUCCGAGCAGACACGGACCCCGCAGAUAGCGCCUGCACCAGCGUCCCCUCCGCCCCCCGCAGUGUCAUCUCCAACGUGAACGAGACGUCGCUGGUGCUAGAGUGGAGCGAGCCACAGGACACGGGCGGGCGGGACGACCUGCUCUACAACGUCAUCUGCAAGAAGUGCAGCGUGGAGCGGCGCCUCUGCACCCGCUGCGACGACAAUGUGGAGUUUGUGCCGCGCCAGCUCGGCCUCACCGAGCGUCGCAUCUACAUCAGCAACCUGAUGGCCCACACCCAGUACACCUUCGAGAUCCAGGCUGUGAAUGGCAUCUCCAACAAGAGCCCCUACCCUCCCCAUUUCGCCUCUGUCAACAUCACCACCAACCAGGCAGCCCCGUCUGCCGUGCCCACAAUGCACCUGCACAGCAGCACCGGGAACAGCAUGACGCUGUCAUGGACUCCCCCGGAGAGACCCAACGGCAUCAUUCUUGACUACGAGAUCAAGUACUCGGAGAAGCAAGGCCAGAGCGAUGGCAUCGCCAACACGGUCACCAGCCAGAAGAACUCGGUGCGGCUGGACGGGCUGAAGGCCAAUGCUCGGUAUAUGGUGCAGGUCCGGGCGCGCACAGUGGCUGGAUAUGGCCGCUACAGCCUCCCCACCGAGUUUCAGACAACUGCAGAGGACGGCUCCACCAGCAAGACUUUCCAGGAGCUGCCUCUGAUCGUGGGUUCGGCCACUGCAGGGCUGCUAUUCGUCAUCGUUGUGGUGAUCAUCGCUAUCGUCUGCUUCAGGAAAGGGAUGGUUACUGAACACCUCCUCUCGUCUCCUUUGGGCAGGAAGCAGCGCAACAGCACGGACCCUGAGUACACGGAGAAGCUGCAGCAAUACGUCACCCCUGGGAUGAAGGUCUACAUUGACCCCUUCACCUACGAGGACCCCAACGAAGCCGUCCGGGAAUUUGCCAAAGAGAUUGACAUCUCCUGCGUCAAAAUUGAGGAGGUCAUUGGAGCAGGGGAGUUUGGCGAGGUGUGCCGCGGGCGCCUGAAGCUGCCCGGCCGCCGCGAGAUCUUCGUGGCCAUCAAGACACUGAAGGUGGGCUACACGGAGCGGCAGCGGCGGGACUUCCUGAGUGAGGCCAGCAUCAUGGGCCAGUUCGACCACCCCAACAUCAUCCACCUGGAGGGUGUGGUGACGAAGAGCCGCCCCGUCAUGAUCAUCACGGAGUUCAUGGAGAACUGUGCGCUCGACUCCUUCCUCCGGCUGAACGAUGGGCAGUUCACGGUCAUCCAGCUGGUGGGAAUGCUGCGAGGCAUCGCUGCCGGCAUGAAGUACCUUUCGGAGAUGAACUACGUGCACCGGGAUCUGGCUGCCCGCAACAUCCUGGUCAACAGCAACUUGGUCUGCAAAGUGUCUGACUUUGGGCUCUCUCGCUUUCUGGAGGAUGACCCAGCCGAUCCCACCUACACCAGCUCCCUGGGAGGCAAGAUCCCGAUCAGAUGGACGGCUCCUGAGGCCAUUGCCUACCGCAAAUUCACUUCGGCCAGCGACGUGUGGAGCUACGGCAUCGUUAUGUGGGAAGUGAUGUCCUACGGGGAGCGACCCUACUGGGACAUGUCCAACCAGGACGUGAUCAACGCAGUGGAGCAGGAUUAUCGCCUGCCACCCCCCAUGGACUGCCCCACAGCGCUGCACCAGCUGAUGCUGGACUGCUGGGUGCGGGACCGCAACCUGCGGCCCAAGUUUGCACAGAUCGUCAAUACGCUGGACAAGCUCAUCCGCAACGCUGCCAGCCUGAAAGUCAUCGCCAGCGUCCAGUCUGGCAUCUCCCAGCCGCUCCUGGACCGCACCGUCCCGGAUUACACCACCUUCACCACUGUGGGAGACUGGCUGGACGCCAUCAAAAUGGGACGGUACAAGGAGAACUUUGUCAAUGCCGGCUUUGCCUCCUUCGACCUGGUGGCGCAGAUGACUGCAGAAGACCUGCUGAGGAUAGGGGUGACACUAGCAGGGCACCAGAAGAAGAUCCUGAGCAGCAUUCAGGACAUGAGGCUGCAGAUGAACCAGACGCUCCCGGUGCAGGUUUGACCACAGGGGACUCUGCAUUGGAACGGACCGAGGGAACCUGCCAACCAGGUUCAGUUUGCGGUGCAGCCCGGCUUCCCGUUUCCCCCUUCACACGGCGCUCCUCUGCCUCGGACGGUCGCCUGGGACGGGACGGGCCACCCUUCCCUGGAUCGGGGGCACUCAUGCCGAGAGGGAGCCCAGCUUUUCGUCCCGUGUCCUGGAGCGGCGAGGCAGCAACGCAUCUUCAUAUUGAAGAUGGAUUAUGGGACAGAGAUGGCACAUCCCGCUUCCCGCCCUGUCUCGGUGCUCAUCGGUUUGAAGAGUUGUUCUGCUUCUUGGAUUUCUUUUCACCCCAUUUUUCCCCCAAGUCCUCACUUUCCUCCCCUCCCCGAGGCCACAGACUGUUGACCCGUCCGCUGAGUCCGUCAGACACGUCCGAAGCCUUCCCUAAUUCUGGUCCCCACGUGGAAGCAGCCAGGGGAGGCCAAGCCGGCGACAGGGCCGGGGCCAUCGGCCCCAGACAAUCACUCCUCUCCUCCAGCCCUGGCGGCCCCUCCGCGUGAGGGUCUGCACUGGAACGUGUCCGAAGGGAAGGCUUCACUCCCUUUCUUGGCUUUGCACGCCAGAACCCAAACCCCAUGAGAUUUUACUAUGCAGGGAGUUAGGCAAAAAAAAAAAAAAGUGAAAAAAAAAAGAUAUAUUAAAAAAAACAAGAGGGAGCAGAAAGGGGAGGGAGGGGGACCAGGCGCCCGGUUCCACAUCUCUUACCCUCUUGGUUCUCCUGGCCGGCUCUGGACUGCAGAGCGAGGCCAUCAGCACGUUUGCACAGGGACCCUCCGCCCCCGGACCGACGGCAGCCGCGCUCCCCCCGAGGGGCCGGAGAGCGGGGCUGGGGCGGGGGCUGCGCCGGGGGCUGAGGCCCGGCCUCCCCCAGUCUCCUCUUUUAUGCAGAAGGAGCGGGUGCCGCCGGCGUGGCCGCCCCGCUCCUGACACACGCUGUGAUUGCUGCCAAAAGACUCACUCACCUUUCCCUGAGGAUUCACUGCAGCCCGGUUCCUCCAAGCCGAGGGAGAGACUCCCAGCGUGCCUGAGUGUGCGUGAGUGUGUGCAUGCGUGUGUGGGUGUGUGCUGGCCGGCAGGACUGUGUGAGGCAAUGGGCAGAAUAAAGGCAAUAAGAAUUUUACCAGAGUUUCCUUUGCUCGAUCGUGCUCUCCCCGCGGCGGGCCCGGCUGCCUGUGGCUUCGCUGCCCGCCGCGGUCUUCCUCCUCCUGGCUGGCCCCAGGCUGGCUCUGUGCCCCUCUCUGCUCCCCUCUUCUCUUGCUGUCAUGUAUUCGGGUGGUCCCGCAGGGUCCCUUUCGGCCAGGCAGCGAUACUGUACCACCCUGCAGUGCCCGAGGAACCGGCGUGCUCCCCUCUGGGGUGCCUUGGGUGGAGGUUACGAGUCCCAGGGCAGAGCCAGCUGUGAAACUCCAGCUAAUGCACUUGGAGAUGCUCAUCUUCCCUGCCCCCCCAUCCCCUCCCCAAGUCAAGCUGGAGCUGUGGGAACCACCCUGGUACAUGAAAACCGAGUGGGGGGAGCAGCUGGGCUCGCUGCCCGUCCCACCGCCAGCGGGUCCCCACGCCCCCGGGGCUUUUCCACAGACCGCAGGUCCUCUGCUCUCCCCAGGCAGGGUCCAGCCCUGCGCAGGAGUGUUGCAACAGCCACCGGCCUCCCUGAAUCACCGUCCGCGAUGCGAAAUGGCAGCUGCUGAGCCAGGUGGGAGCACGCCAGUGCAGGCAGGAAGGUAACCCCCCCUCCAGGGGCUCCUGUCCCUGGGAGAGCUGGGCCAGGGGGUCCCCAUGCUCUCAGCCCCGGGGGGACUGCUCCCUAGUCACUGAGGGGGACCCUGGGUUGCUCGUGCUGGGGGGUUUCAGGUCCUAACACCCUCUCAGUUGCAGGCCACCUCGCUGGCUUGCUCACAGGCAUGCUUUGCUGGCGGUGCAGAGGCACAAGUGGGUGCUCCCAGAAAUGUGGGGGUGCAUCCCUGCACUCCCCCGGCACUCAGCCCCGCUCCCCUCCUCCCCGGGCUGGCAGAGCAGGUGCUGUUCUUCCCCUUUCCUUGAAACUUGCUGCCCUUGGGUUUCUCAUUAACCCAGUCCUCUUCCCCCGGGAACAGCAAACAAAGCCGGGAGGGCGGCCGGCAGCAGGUCCUGUGCUGGGGAACGGGCUCCCUGCAUCCCACCGUCCCUCCGAGGGAUGUAUCGGGGAUGCUGGCUGCCAGGGACACUGCACCCCUUUUUCACUGGGGUUUCCCGGCUCUGCCCACCCUGGCUUGCCCCACGCUGUGGCUGCUACCCGGCCCCCGCCACGGUGGGACCCCAAACAGCAGUGGGGCAGACCCCCCCCCCCCCCAGGCCAGGCGAAGCACCCUGGCGUUGGGAGGCUUUUAAGAACAGGUGGUCAAAUAGGUGUCAAAGCCUGCUUUGGGCUUGCUCGCCCCCUCAGACUCCCCCAGCUGGAAGCUCUGUGGGGCUCAGGGGCUGCUCCUGCCGCCCUUGCUCCCCCAGCCCUGGUGCUGCAAGGUUUGGGGCCCCACCGGCCCCAGUGCAUCCCAGGCAUCCUCAACCCUCCAUCCUGGUGUUGCUUUGGGGGGGGUUUCUACUUACUUUAAACAGCCAACCCACAACAAACCCCUUCUCCCAGCCUUCUCCGUGCCCACCCUGCUCCCAUGGGGCAGGACACAGCAUCCCUGCAGCCGGCCCCGAGUCUCCCCCCAGCCUCGGCCCCCCACGCUGCCUGGUUUGCACCCAGGGCUGCACCCAGCGGCUCUUCGCGUGCUGUACCUGCCACCUCCCUUUUUAUACAGAUACGUAUAGGGGUAAAGCUGUGUUCGAUGGUGAAAGAAAAGCAACAGUGAAGAACAGCAG